Exophiala oligosperma is the source of this 1852-nucleotide messenger RNA. RefSeq lists its product as uncharacterized. The transcript is spliced from 2 exons. Lineage: Eukaryota; Fungi; Ascomycota; Eurotiomycetes; Chaetothyriales; Herpotrichiellaceae. The record is from RefSeq and is a predicted model, not a curated record. Bases 1165 to 1557 code for a protein of 130 amino acids.
AGCGGCCGAGAGGCAUCAUCCCCAUGAAACUGACUUGGCGUAGCACGGUCGAUAUGAGAGCGCAUGCUCUCCCUGCGACACCUGAGCUUCCCUGUUAAAGAUGCCACGAACGUGCAGAGUCACGAACAGGCCUGGCUGCACGGUUUAUCAGCCUUGGAUGGCAAGAAGGCAGACACGAGUUGCAAAACAACGAUAGCAAAUGUCCUUACAAGAUUCGCCGCAGAGCCGACCAUCAACUCACCUCCUCACCUCCCCGGUUGACGACCCAGCACCAGAAAACUACCCCUCUAAGCUGCAGAUGAGACCUGAGAGUUUGAGUGGUAGUGACAAUGCAUCACGAAAGGCCCGUGGCGGAAGAGGGGACAAACAGUCAGGCUUGGAAUACGGUGGAAAUUGCGGUGAUGACGGAAGAGCAAAUGUCUUCCAUACAACAGGGCUGUGCACCCCCAUCACCAACCAGCCAGACCAACCAGUUACCUGAUGGGCAUAGAACUGGAGCAUUUAUGGAAGCAGAGCGUCUAGACGAUGGGUUAACGCUUUGAAACGGUACAGGUUGCAGCGUCCUCGCAGUGCAUAGAGGGUCCGAAGGUCUACAGGAACGGAAUGUUUCGUGAAUCAGCAGACACCUCCUGUGAGGGAGUGGGCAUCAGUAUGAGGCUCCGAAGGGAAGAUCAGACACCCGACGGCCUAGGAAUUUGUAUUUUUACCUACGAGACCAUCGUGAUUAUGAUCGUCAAAGGAACGUUGGAGUGUCAGCAAGGGAAACUCCAACUAAAAGCCAUCCAAUAUCCUUCUGAGUUCGUUGCUCAUACCUGAUUACGACAUCUUGUGUCUUCUUCCUUUUCACCGACAAUAAGAAUGCUGCUAAAGGUGACUUGAGGUAUUGAGUAUUCUAGCUUUCUAUUAACAUUAUCAGAUUCCCCUUCAGAUGUUCUGCAACGCAUGGGCGGCAUUGGAGCCCGAGUCGCGUCUUGGGUGGAUUUCUCAUCUAUGCAGAGCGAUCAGUUGCACAAAAUGAAUCACUCACCACGAAGACUGACAAAGCACCUCUGCUGGUGAAGGAUGGCUCGGAAGAUGGGCACCAACGGCUGUCUGGCCUAUUGAAGAAAUCUUCGCACUUCAACCCCGAAAGCCUGGUCAAGAAAACCAUCACUGUCAAAAGCAAUGACAGCUCUGGCGCAAUUUGGCUUGGCAUCUUACUACCGGCCUGUUGAUGUUCUCCAAGGCCGGUUGCAAACCCCAAAGAUGAAGCAGGACUUCGUUCUGCAACCGUGGCACCUACCAAGAAAUCCAAUACCGUACGGAAACUCGUACCACGGCCACCAAGCUGGGGAAAGCAGCUUAUCACGAACAGCACACCUCUGGGACAGUCCCCAUUAUACUCAACCAGACUGGGCCAUGGUGAAAAAGUCUGACCGUUAUCACAUCGAUUCCCACCAGGAUCCGUUUUCAGAACUUGUGAUUUUCGAUAACGCUGCCAUGCCGUCAAUUGAUGGCCCGUUGGAUCCAAGUCUUUUCCGGUAUGGCAUAUGCAGGCACAGACGGCGUUGGAAUUGAGGUGGAGGGGUUUCGGAGGAGGGCAUGGCUCGAUGCUGACGGUCCCAAUAAAGGUUCAGAUGACGGUCAAGCCAAUCAAUAUCAGAACCAAUUCGUCAUUUAGGAAUCGAGCGUUUUAUGGAAUAUAUACUAACGGGGCUUCGGGAUUGCAUAUGCCGUAUCGGCCAAAGGUUAUAGAAGGGACUUACGAGGACCAGAAAUAAGGGCCCCUAUGGCCUGACAGUUGAUGGAGCCAGAAAUCGGGAAUCGUCAUCAAUUCCCUUUUUUUGCGUACCGCUAAAUUUAGACAUGGGAC